GUGGGCUCGGGCCGGCGGCGGCGGGCCCCGCUCCCCGCCUGGCUUGUGCUGGCCCGGGCGCGCAGUGACGCUGGCGGUGCCAGGCCGUGGGCAGCGAGCCCGGGCUGCCCGCAGAGUGCAAGAGGAUCGGCCUCGGCCUCGCUCCAUCAGCCGCGGCGAUUUCCAUGAAACCGGCGUAUUUAUAUUUCUGACUGCACAGCUCCCUGCGCGGAGCGAGAGCUGCCGGGGCGUUGUGGCAGGCCGCACGCAGUCGGCUGAAGCUCCUUUGCGUUUAAACCAGAGUUUUAAUACUCCUAAGCUAAUAAAGUGUUUUAAUAUCUCAGAGGAUGAAGUGGACGUGCUCCUGCACGGCACUCCUGACCAGAAGCGGAAGCUGAUACGGGAGUGCCUGACUGGCGAGAGUGAGUCUUCCAGCGACGAUGAGUUCCAAAAGGAGAUGGAAGCAGAACUAAACACCACCAUGAAGACUAUGGAAGGCAAAUGGAAAUCACCUGAAAUGGGUACUUCCUCAAGUACUGGAUCUGCCAGCACUUCAAAAUACUAUGAUGACAUUUACUUUGAUUCUGAUUCAGAGGAUGAAGAUAAAAUAGAUACACAGGAUGUCCGGAAAAACAGAAAACAUCAGCAACGUCGGAUUCUCUCCAAUGAUGAGCUGCUGUAUGACCCAGAAGAAGACAGUAGAGACCAAGAGUGGGUAGACUCACAGAGGAGAGGGUACCGGAACCAGAGAAGAGCACCGCAGCAGAGGCAGGCAAAACCUGCAGCUGUUCCAAACAGUGAUGCUGUUCUGAACUGCCCUGCCUGCAUGACAACACUAUGCCUGGACUGCCAGAGACAUGAAUCUUACAAAACACAGUACAGAGCAAUGUUUGUGAUGAACUGUGUUGUUAACAAAGAGGAAAUACUGAAAUACAGAAAGAAGGUAAAGAGAAGUAAGAAAAGGAAGCACAGCAAAGAAAUUGACUCUAUACAAUCAAAUCAAGAAGAAGAGGAAAUAUAUCAUCCAGUAUUAUGUACUGAAUGCUCAACUGAAGUAGCAGUAAUGGAUAAAGAUGAAGUUUUUCACUUCUUCAAUGUUCUGGCCAGCCACUCCUAAUGUGGAAAUGCAGGGGGAAAAAUCCUGUGCUGUUGUUAAGAGCAUGGGAAGUGUUAGAAAUGCAGGCAUACUUGCCUUUUUGAAAAUGUGGUCUUAAAAAUGUGCAUUUUCAUCUGAGAACUUUAUAAUGGUUGGACUUUUUGCAACGUUUAUACAAGGCAUACAGUUAACUGUGUGUAUGUGAGACCAAUAUUCAUUCCCACCAUCGGGAGGUGGUAUCAUUGGGGAUUAAAUAUUUUGUAAAUACCAUGUAGAUCUGUAUAUUAUGAUCAUUCCCUGUAUAUAUACUACUAUCAUUCAUCAUCUGAGUGUGUAUUAGAAUGGCUUCUUGGAAUAAACACUUUAUAGUAACUGA
Messenger RNA from Agelaius phoeniceus (red-winged blackbird), 1451 nucleotides. The record is from RefSeq and is a predicted model, not a curated record. Lineage: Eukaryota; Metazoa; Chordata; Aves; Passeriformes; Icteridae.